AUGGCAGAGACUGGGGAAGAGGAGAAGGUUUCAGCAGAGGCCUCAGGGUUCUCAGACCUUAGUGACUCAGAGUUUCUGGACCUGGAAGAUGCCCAAGGGUCAGAUGCUUUGCUGAGCAAGCCUGGCCCUUCUUCUGAACCCUCAGGGAAGGAUGGUAAGCCUAUAAGCUUACAGAAGUGUGAAAGAGGAUUGGCUGUCUCAUCACCCAUGGAGCGAUUCCAGUUGAAAUACUUGUAUGUCACUGACCUAUCUACUCAGAACUGGUGUGAACAGCAAAUGGUCUAUGGGAAGGAGCUUCCUGGCUUCUUGGCACCUGAGAAAGCAGAUGUUUUAGACACUGGUGCUAGCAUCCACCUAGCUAGAGAACUAGAAGUUCAUGACCUUGUGAUUGUCCCCAUCACCACUAAAGAAGAUGCUUGGGCAAUAAAAUUUCUAAACAUACUAUCAAUGAUUCCUACCCUGCAGUCAGAGGGGUGCAUCAGAGAGUUUCCCAUGUUUGGGGAAGUAGAGGGUGUGCUGCUUGUUGGGGUGAUUGAUGAACUGCACUAUACAGCCAAGAGGGAACUGGAACUGGCAGAACUCAAGACACACAGGCAUCCUAUGCUCCCUCUGGAAGCUCAGAAGAAGAAAGAUUGUUUUCAGGUUAGCCUAUACAAAUACAUCUUUGAUGCCAUGGUACAAGGGGAAGUGACCCCUGCUAGCCUAAUCCACCAUGCAAAAUUGUGUCCAGAAAAGUCACUGGGACCCUCAGUGCUGAGGCAUGCCCAGCAAGUAGGCAUCUCUGUGAAGUCCUUAGGUGAUCUCAUGGAGUUGGUCUUUUUGUCUCUAACACUGUCUGAUAUUCCAGUCAUUGAUAUCCUGAAAAUUGAAUAUAUCUCCCAAGAGACUGCCACUUUGCUGGGUACAGAGAUUGUUGCUUUUGAAGAGAAGAAGGUGAGAGAUAAGGUGCAGCACUAUAUAGCCUACUGAAUGGGUCAUAGAGAGCCUGAAGGGGUGGAUGUGGAGGAAGCUUGGAAGUGCCACAUGUGCAACGAUGCAGACUUCUGCGGCUGGAGGAAGGGUAGUUGGAUGCUCAGCUCUACACUAGAGCCCCAAGCCAGAAAAAAAUCCAAAUGA
Orycteropus afer afer is the source of this 1116-nucleotide messenger RNA. RefSeq names its product exonuclease V-like. The record is from RefSeq and is a predicted model, not a curated record. Gene Ontology annotation, molecular function: single-stranded DNA 5'-3' DNA exonuclease activity. The transcript has a single exon. Gene Ontology annotation, cellular component: nucleus. Gene Ontology annotation, biological process: interstrand cross-link repair. NCBI's taxonomy places the organism in Eukaryota, Metazoa, Chordata, Mammalia, Tubulidentata, Orycteropodidae.